UAGGAGCAAAUGGCAGUCAAAAUGCUCCUUUCUAAAACUAGAACAUGUCUCUCACUCUUCCUUUGCCAACAUUCUUCUUCUCGAACUUGCCAUCUUCAACCAGCUAGAGUUCUAUCAAUCUCAUCUUCACUUUCUGCAAAUGGGUUUCGUACAAACAAUUCUCUUCAGUUUCUCAGAUACUUCUCACAAUCAAAUCUUCAAAACAAUCCCACCAACGAUGUGAAUGAGAUAUCUCGUGUACUUAGUGAUUACCGUAGUCCUCAUCACGAUAUCGAAUCAGCUCUGAAUCCAUUCUCAACUAAGAUAUCAACAGAUUUAGUUGAACAAGUUCUAAAAAGAUGCAAGAAUCUGGGUGUUUCAGCAUACAGAUUUUUCCUCUGGGCUGAAAAUUUACAAAAUUUCAGUCACAGUAAAGAUAGUUAUGACAUUCUUAUCGACAUCCUUGGUGGUAAUAAACAGUUUCCAUUGCUCUGGGAUUUUCUUACAGAGAUUAAAGAAGAUGGUAUUCAUCAACUUCGCCAUGAGAAUUUCUGGAAUAUUUUUCGUGCUUAUGCUAGAGCUAAUCUGCCUGGUGAUGCUAUUAGAGCUUUUAAAAGAAUGAAAGAAUUCGAUCUCAAACCUGGUAUUACUGAUCUUGAUAAUCUUCUGUUUGCAUUAUGCAAACGAAAGCUUGUUAAACCGGCACAAGAGUUUUUUGAUAAAGUUAAGUUGGAAUUUGAUCCAAGUCCUAAAACUUAUACCAUUUUGAUGAUGGGUUGGGGUGAUUUGGGAGAUUCAGAUGAGACACGAAAACUGUUCGAUGAAAUGCUUGAAAGAGGAUGUAAAAUGGAUUUGGUUGCGUUUAAUACUUUGUUGGAAUCUAUAUGCCGUGGGGGUAAACCAGCUGAAGCUUAUAAGCUUUUUCGCGAAAUGGGUUCGUGCAAUUUGAAGCCUGAUGCAUUUACUUAUUCGAUAUUUAUUCAUGCCGCCUGCGAAGCAGAUGAUAUACAUUCCGCUAUUAGAGUUCUUGAUAGAAUGAAGAGGUACAAUUUAGUUCCAAAAGUUUUCACUUUUAACACCAUUAUCAAGCUCUAUGUCAAGAACGAACAACUGGAUGAGGCUUAUUUACUAUUAGAUGAAAUGAUUGAAGGUGGCGUUAACCAGGACGUGUGGAGUUAUAACGCGAUUUUGGCGUUCCAUUGCAAUCGCACUGAAGUUAAUCAAGCAUUGAAGUUGAUUUCUAAGAUGGAGAAAGAUUCUUGUUUGCCUGAUCGACAUACUUAUAACAUGCUGCUAAAAAUGCUCAUCAGAGUGGGAAGAUUCGAUCGUGCUAUGGGUGUUUGGGGAAGUAUGGGAGAAAAGGGAUUCUUUCCUUCUGCAUCAACUUAUGCUGUAAUGAUCCAUGGGUUUUGUAAAAAGAAAGGAAGAACUGAUGAUGCGUGUAAAUUCUUUGAAAUGAUGGUCGAUGAAGGCAUACCACCAUAUCGUAGUACUUGCAAGUUGCUGAGAGACCGUCUUUUGAGCUUAGGACUUGAGGAGAAAACUCGGAUACUUGCGGAUAAAAUGCAACGCAGUACGUCUUGCACUAUCCAGGAGCUGUCCAGCACAAUGAGGGGUGAAGAAGAUAUUGAUGGGGUAUCGAGAAAGGAAGACGAAGAAGUGCAGAAACGAAUGUGGUAUGAACAUUGUGAAUCAGAAUCAUCAGAUGGAUGAUAGAACGCCUGAAUAGAGUUGGAACAUUUUUGUUUACUGGCAUAGUGAAAUAUAUAAAAUCAACUUGAGUA
Molecule: messenger RNA, 1763 nt
Organism: Papaver somniferum (opium poppy)
Lineage: Eukaryota; Viridiplantae; Streptophyta; Magnoliopsida; Ranunculales; Papaveraceae
Product: pentatricopeptide repeat-containing protein At1g52640, mitochondrial-like
Exons: 1
Coding region: 10-1692 (560 amino acids)
Molecular function (GO): protein binding
Source: RefSeq, a predicted model, not a curated record